This is a messenger RNA of Selaginella moellendorffii, 721 nucleotides long. Its product is annotated as gibberellin-regulated protein 7. NCBI's taxonomy places the organism in Eukaryota, Viridiplantae, Streptophyta, Lycopodiopsida, Selaginellales, Selaginellaceae. The record is from RefSeq and is a predicted model, not a curated record. The transcript has 3 exons. The coding region runs from base 148 to 537 and encodes 129 amino acids.
CUUCCUAGUCUUACUAGUGUUUUGUGUGUUGACGACACACCCCACAUACACACACACACAGAGUCUUAGUCCUCGCUAGAUUCCAACGUUUUGGUGAAGAGAAAAGGAGGAAUCCAUCCAAUCCAGUCCGAUCCAAGACAAGAGAUCAUGGCCUCCCCGUUUGUCAACGCGAUGGUGCUGCUGUUUCUCCUCUGCGCAGCAGCAGCGGCCACCGGAUCGAACGAGGAAUCUCGGGAGGUUCUAGACACCACUCCCGCUUCUCCUGCUACUGUUCCAUCCCCAGCGCCAGUUCCAGCUCCAGUCUCUCCAGGUCCCUCUCCAGUCUCUCCAGUUCCAGCUCCAGCAGCUCCAUUAAACUGCACGUCCGCGUGCGAGACGAGGUGCCUGGUCGCAAAUCUCCACAAGCGGUGCCUCAAGUACUGCAACAUCUGCUGCGUCGCGUGCCACUGCGUGCCGUCGGGGCAUUCGGGAAACGAGGACGAGUGCCCCUGCUACCGAGACAAGAAGAACUCGCGAGGCGGUGACAAAUGCCCGUGAGUGGCAUUUCCAAGAGCUUUUCCCAUCGCUCUCGAUCUGUAUGAUUAGUAUCGGUGUGUUGUUGCUACGAGAGCGAAUUCUUGUCGAGGACCUGGGUAGUAUAAUAGAGUUUUUGUUUGUCGGUAGCUGGUUUCAUGUAGAAAUUCUAUUCUUCUUCAAUAAUAAUUAGUAAUAAUAAUAAUUA